This is a messenger RNA of Coprinopsis cinerea okayama7#130, 447 nucleotides long. RefSeq lists its product as hypothetical. The coding region runs from base 1 to 447 and encodes 148 amino acids. The record is from RefSeq and is a predicted model, not a curated record. Lineage: Eukaryota; Fungi; Basidiomycota; Agaricomycetes; Agaricales; Psathyrellaceae. The transcript has a single exon.
AUGACUCCCUCCAUCCAGGAACUCACCGCCCGAUUCUCCGCAGCCUCCGGACAAGGCGACACCAACAUCAUCCUUGACAUCCUCAAAGUCCUAGCACAGCACGAGGACACCCCUCCAGCUCUCAAGCACCAGAUUGCGUUUACGAUCCACGCCCGCGAGAACCCGCGGAAGCACCCUCUGGUUGGGUCUGCUGACAUUUGGGGAGAGCCCGAGGGGCCUGUGCUCCCAAAAGACUGUAAUGUCUCCGCAGCGCUCACUGACAGAUGUCCCCGAAUCGAUUUAGGUACGGCGGUUAUGCUCAGUAAAGUCUGCCAGAGGAUCAUCGCGGAAACGUACGGUGGUGUGGCUAUUCCUGACCAGGAUCAGGCCACUGCUUGGGCCUAUCAUGGGUACUCGGUGCCCUUGGAGAGGCUCCGCGCCACGCCUGGCGAACAGAGCGAGGAGUAA